AUGCAACCAGUUGAAGAGUGGAGCUCCCUUCUCAUCCAUAAACCUGCGAAGAUGAAGGACCGUCUUGGAUUCAAAAUUGUGCUCUGCUCUGCGGUUUUCAUGAUUCUAACACAAAACAGAGCUUUUGCAGACUUUGACAGCGAGUCCCAUGGGGUUAACUCAGAAUCACUAGUAGAAGAAGAAUGGGAGAUGGUGCAGCGGAAAGGGAUGCAAUUCACCCUAAACGGACAACCCUUUUACGUGAAUGGCUUCAACACAUACUGGAUGAUGACUCUUGCAGCUGACAAUUCCACCAGAGGCAAAGUGACGGAAGUGUUCCAGCAAGCCUCUGCGGUUGGACUGACCGUAGGCAGGACAUGGGCUUUCAACGACGGCCAAUGGAGAGCUCUCCAGACAUCUCCUUCUGUUUACGAUGAAGAUGUCUUCAAGGCCCUAGACUUCGUGGUGAGCGAGGCCAGAAAGUACAAGAUCAGACUUAUACUGUCAUUGGUCAACAACUGGGACGCAUAUGGAGGCAAAGCUCAGUACGUUAAAUGGGGCAAGGCCUCCGGCCUUAAUCUCACCUCCGAUGACGACUUCUUCACCAACCCCACCCUCAGAGACUUCUACAAAUCCCAUGUCCGGACGGUGCUGAAUAGAGUGAACACCUUCACAAACAUCAGUUACAAGAACGACCCCACAAUCUUUGCCUGGGAACUCAUGAAUGAGCCACGUUGCCCCUCUGAUCCCUCCGGGGACAAUUUCCAGUCUUGGAUACAAGAGAUGGCGGUGUUCGUGAAGAGCUUAGACGCUAAACAUUUGGUGGAGAUUGGACUUGAAGGCUUCUAUGGUCCCUCUGCCUCAGCGCGAACCAGAUUCAAUCCCAACUCCUACGCUGCACAAGUCGGAACCGACUUCAUAAGAAAUAAUCAGGUUCUUGGCAUCGAUUUUGCUACGGCUCACAUCUAUCCAGAUUCCUGGAUAUCUCAGGCAGUAUCAGAUUCUUUCCUGGAAUUCACUAGCUCGUGGAUGCAAGCUCAUGUGGAGGACGCAGAGACGUUUUUGGGAAUGCCGGUUCUGUUCGCAGAGUUUGGUGUGUCUGCACAUGACCCUGGUUUCAACACGUCUUUCCGUGAUAUGAUGUUGGAUACAGUUUACAAGAUGACCCUUAACUCAACAAGGAAAGGAGGGGCUGGUGCCGGGAGUCUGGUGUGGCAGGUCUUCCCUCAGGGAGCAGAAUUCAUGGAUGAUGGCUACGCAGUUUACCUCACAAGAGCUCACACCGCUUCAAAGAUCAUAUCUCUGCAGUCAAAGCGACUCGCCCUCUUCAACUCCUUGUGUGGCUGGAGAUGCAAGUGGGGUUGCAAGAAAAAGAAUCACACUGCUCUCGAUGCCCUCCUCUCGCACAACGAGCUUAAGUAUUAA
This is a messenger RNA of Arabis nemorensis, 1404 nucleotides long. NCBI's taxonomy places the organism in Eukaryota, Viridiplantae, Streptophyta, Magnoliopsida, Brassicales, Brassicaceae. The record is from the annotation of a GenBank genome assembly.